UACAACAUAAAAAGAAGACAUUUACAAGUUUCUUUAACGAUUUUCUCGCCAGCCAAAUACGCCCUCACACUAUUGAGGUCCACGCCAUAUUCGUCAAAAUUCAACGAUUGAUUCAACUGUGUUUCAGGGAAUGCUCUGAUCUCCGAAUGGGUGGAUUCAUUCGCUGCUUAAGCUUUUGAUAAUGGCGGAACUGAGUGGUCCGGUAGAAGUGGAGAAGGAGAAUGUACAUCCCGAAUUGUUUAGCUGCUUGCUUCAGCCUGCAAGUUCCGAUGCCGAUCUUAACUACAUUGGCAUCCGCCGUUUCCUUCUCCAUCGUAAGGCCGAGUCUGGUGUUCUUCGCCGUAGAGAUUGGAGAUGCAAUGGAAAAGGUUAUGUGGCUUACCGCAAUUACAUUCGCAGGCCAAGGAAUUGGGAAAGUAUGCAACAACCAAGCCUCAAUAGUACACCCGGAAACAGUGGGCGAUGGAUACCUCCAAGUCCACUAUCCAUGUUGUUUGAAGCGGAGAGCUGGAGUUCUGUAAGGGACAUGCAAAGUGGCAAACCAGCUUCAAGUCACAGAAACAGUUUUAGCUCAACUGCGAGUGAUAGCGAUCGCCCACGAUUUCGAGGUGUUGAACCUCCAUACUCGUUCGUGGGAAUGCACUGUGUCUUUGAUCAAAGCCAGUCCUCCGUUACGGUGUUGAAGUUUGGUCACAUGAAUUCUGAUCUACUUGCAUAUGGAUCAUCGGAUGGAACAUUGGCAGUAUGCACUGUCUCUGACCCCCCUUCAGUUAUCAAGCAUUUGAAAGGCCAUUCAAAAGAUGUUACAGAUUUCGAUUUCUCAUCGAACAAUCAGUAUAUUGCAUCAUCAUCAUUGGAUAAGACUGUGAGAGUAUGGGAGAUAUCACAAGGUCUUUGUAUUAGAGUAAUAUAUGGAGUUUCUUCACAAUUGUGCAUUCGCUUUCACCCUGUAAAUAACAACUUCCUUUCAGUUGGCAAUGCAAACAAAGAAAUUACGGUGUUCAAUUUCAGUACUGGAAGGAUUAUAAAUAAAGCAGUAUUUGACAGUGGAGUUACCUCUAUGGAUCAUGAUCACACUGGUCAGCUCAUUUUUUGUGGUGAUUCACUGGGGUGUAUAUACUCUGUAAGUAUGAAUUCUCACACAGGAGCAUUAUCCCGUUCUCAUCGCUAUCGAGACAGUAGCAGGAAAAAAUCUGCAGUCACAACUGUGCAAUACCGGAGUUUCUCUCUGAUGGCUCGUAGCCCAGUGUUGUUGACAUGUACUCAAGAUGGAAAUUUAUCUUUCUUCAGUAUUGCUCUAGAAGUUCGAGGCUAUUUGACUCUUCGCUGCUCUCUCAAAUUAACCCCGCGAAUACACAGCAUCCGGGCUUCCUUCUGCCCUCUACUUUCCCCCGAGAAAGGAGAAUAUAUCGUGGCGGGAAGUGAGGAUUCGAAUGUAUACUUCUACGAUCUAACUCGGCCGAAGCACACAUGUGUAAACAAGCUACAGGGUCAUAGGUUUCCGGUUAUGGAUGUUGCCUGGAAUCAUGGAGCAAACUUAUUGGCUUCGUCAGAUUUUUACGGCACAGUUAUUGUGUGGAAGAGAUCAAAAACGAGUUAAGACCAAAAAUAUAUACCAACUACAAGCCAUUAAUGACAGAUCACAAAACUCUGAACUGGAGUGGUUUGGUGUGGUGUGGAGUCUCAAGAAAGACUUCAAUUUGCCAUUCUUUUUUGGAGAGUGGAAACCAUUGAACCAUUUUUACCAAAUGUGUCACACCAAGUAUUGUAUUAUAAUUGAUUGUUGUACCAGUCACAGACUCUACAGAUUUUUUAUUUUUAUUUUUUUUAAAAAUCAAUCACAGUUAGUUACCUACUCAUUUUUUGAAUCGAAUAUGUUUACAUUAUUUUUCCAUUUCAUUCUUUUCAGUGAUGUUAUAAUUUUGUAAAAUUUGAGGAUAAAUAUAAAUAAAUAUUACGUAACUCAUUA
Humulus lupulus (European hop) is the source of this 1969-nucleotide messenger RNA. RefSeq lists its product as uncharacterized. Lineage: Eukaryota; Viridiplantae; Streptophyta; Magnoliopsida; Rosales; Cannabaceae. Bases 182 to 1600 code for a protein of 472 amino acids. Gene Ontology annotation, molecular function: protein binding; promoter-specific chromatin binding. The transcript has 12 exons. Gene Ontology annotation, cellular component: nucleus. The record is from RefSeq and is a predicted model, not a curated record.